This is a messenger RNA of Cinclus cinclus, 2568 nucleotides long. RefSeq names its product protocadherin gamma-A5-like. Gene Ontology annotation, molecular function: calcium ion binding. The transcript is spliced from 2 exons. Lineage: Eukaryota; Metazoa; Chordata; Aves; Passeriformes; Cinclidae. The record is from RefSeq and is a predicted model, not a curated record. The coding region runs from base 13 to 2568 and encodes 851 amino acids. Gene Ontology annotation, biological process: homophilic cell-cell adhesion. Gene Ontology annotation, cellular component: plasma membrane.
GCCGCGGCGGAGAUGUUCUCGGCGAGGAGGCGCUGGGGCCGGCGGCAGCGAGCUCUGCUCUGGGUGAUCCUGCUGGCGGCGGGGGAGGCGGCGUGGGGGCAGCUGCGCUACUCGGUGCCCGAGGAGAUGCCCAAGGGCUCGUUCGUGGGCGACGUGGCCAAGGACCUGGGGCUGCAGCUGCCCGCGCUCCAAGACCGCGGCGUCCACAUUACAGAAAGAGGUAGGAUACAAUACUUCUCUCUGCAUGGGAAGACGGGACAUUUAGUGACUGCGGUGAGGAUCGACAGAGAGCAGCUUUGCCGAUUGGUGGAGAAAUGCGUGCUGCGUUGUGAGCUGAUAGUGGAGGGAGAAAUGCAGGUUUACAGAAUCGAAAUAGAAAUCACGGACAUAAAUGACAACUCUCCUAAAUUCAGAGAGGUAGAAACGGAGCUGAGAAUGAGUGAGACGACAGCCGCAGGGGCGAGAUUUCCACUUCCUAGGGCUCAUGACAACGAUACGGGACUGAAUUCCCUGCAGAGCUACGAGCUGAGCGGUGACGAGCACUUCUCGCUGGCCGUGCAGGCGGGCCCCGGCGGCGAUCAGCGUCCCGAGCUGGUGCUGGCGAAGGCGCUGGACCGGGAGGAGGCGGCGUUUCACGAGCUGGUGCUGAGGGCGAGUGACGGCGGCGAUCCGGCACGGACGGGCACGGCUCGGAUCCGUGUUACAGUGGUGGAUGCGAACGACAACGCGCCGGUGUUCAGCCAGGCGGAGUACACGGUGCGUGUGCCCGAGGACGUGCCCGUGGGCUCUGUCCUCGUCACCAUCACGGCCACGGACGCUGACGACGGCUUGAAUGGUCUCGUGAAAUACGCUAUGAAGAAAGCGACCAACAUGGCACCGGAUAUUUUCCAUCUGGAUACUGAAACGGGAGCGAUCACGCUGUUGCGGAGCCUGGAUUUCGAGGAAGGCAAUUCCUACGAAUUGGAGCUGGAGGCACAUGACAGCGGAGCUCUUUUCGACACAGCAAUAGUCACGAUCUCUAUAACAGAUGUGAACGACAAUGCGCCCGAACUGACAGUAUCAUCAAAGCUGGACGAGAUCUCGGAAGAUGCCCAGCCGGGAACUGUUGUGGCCCUCCUGCACGUCCAGGACCGGGACUCGGGGGCCAACGGCAACGUGCGCUGCUCUCUUGAAAAGGACGUCCCAUUCCGGCUGGAGAAAUCUUUUGACGAUUACUAUCGCGUGGUGACAGCGGGCGAGCUGGACCGGGAGCAGGUGUCGGAGUACAACGUGACGGUGCGGGCGGCCGACGGCGGGUCGCCGUCGCUGCAGAGCAGCGCGGUGCUGGCGCUGCGGGUGCUGGACGUGAACGACAACGCGCCGGUGUUCGCGGAGGAGCGCUACAGCGCGCGGCUGGCGGAGAACAACGCGGCGGGCGCGCUGGUGCUGACGGUGCGCGCGACGGACGCGGACUGGGGGCAGAACGCGCGCGUGCGCUACCGGCUGUCGGAGGGGCGGGUGCGGGGCGCGCCGCUGUCGUCGUACGUGUCGGUGCAGGCGGAGACGGGCGCGCUGUACGCGCUGCGCUCCUUGGACUACGAGCAGGUGCGCGAGCUGCGGCUGUGGGUGCGCGCGGAGGACGGCGGCGCGCCGGCGCUGAGCGGCAACGUGUCGGUGCUGCUGCUGAUCGCGGACGAGAACGACAACGCGCCGCAGGUGCUGUACCCGCCGCCGGCCGCGGCGGCGCGGCGGGGCUCGGGCGCGGCGCGGUCGGUCGUGGAGCUGGCGCCGCGCUCGUCGCCGGCCGGCGCGCUGGUGGCCAAGGUGGUGGCGGUGGACGCGGACGCGGGUCAGAACGCGUGGCUGUCGUACGAGCUGGCCAAGGCCACGGAGCCGGGGCUGUUCCGCGUGGGGCCGCACAGCGGCGAGGUGCGCACGGCGCGCUCGCCGCUGGCCCGCGACGCGGCGCGCCACAGCCUGGUGGUGCUGGUGAAGGACCACGGGCGGCCGGCGCUGUCGGCCACGGCCACGCUGAGCGUGGUGCUGGCCGAGAGCGUGGCCGAGCUGCUGGCCGAGCUGGGCGGCGCGGCCGACGAGGCGGCGGCGCCGGGCGAGCCGGCCGGCAGCCUGACGCGCUGGCUCGUGCUGGCCGUGGCCGCCGUGUCCUGCCUCUUCCUCGCCUUCCUGCUGCUGCUGCUGGCGCUGCGCCUGCGCCGCUGGCGCCGCCAGCAGCUGCUGCCGCCCGACAGCGGCGCCUCCUUGCGCGGCGUGCCCGUCUCGCACUUCGUGGGCAUCGACGGCGUGCGCGCCUUCCUGCAGUCCUACUCGCACGAGGUGUCGCUCACGGCCGACUCGCGCGAGAGCCGGCUGCGCUUCUCGGCCGCCGCCGCCUGCUGCGACACCCUCCCGGCACGACCACCAGAUGAUGCUUCGGGUGAUCUUGUCCCUUCGGAAGACCAAGCUGCCGAAAGCGGUGGGCAAGAUGCCUUUCAGCUAGAAAGCCGACACUUUGAAGUCCCUGAUUUCUUCCACAACCGCCUUCAACAAACGAAUUAUUCAAUCCCUCUUAAGGGGAUUUGGAGAGAUUAG